This is a messenger RNA of Lecanosticta acicola, 697 nucleotides long. Lineage: Eukaryota; Fungi; Ascomycota; Dothideomycetes; Mycosphaerellales; Mycosphaerellaceae. The record is from the annotation of a GenBank genome assembly.
AUGUCGACCCAACACGAGCCCAUCAGCAACGACCUGAUCUGGGAGGUCACCCGUACGUUUUCCACCAACCUGAGAUUCCGCACCGGGAGGGAUUUCAAGAUCAAAACGACCAAUGGCUAAUAAUAUGAAUUGGCGCAUGUGACAACAGGCAACAACAACUCCUUCCUCGUCAAGAGAAAGCAGGCUGGCGGUGUCCAAUUCUCCCGCGACCCAUACAACCUCACCAACAAGCACGCCCGCAAGUACGAGGGCUACUGCAAUGACCAGGUACUUCCUUCCAUCCAACCAACAAGCCCCAAACAACCCUCAAGACCCUCUCUCUCUCUCUAAUAUCUCCCCACCCACCUCACUUCCUCACUCACGUACUGACACAUUCCCCCUCACUAUCCAGGCCAUCUCCAUCCAGCCCGACUCCAACACCGUAGCCAUCACCACAAAGCUCCCGAAGCGCUGGAACCAGCCCGCAAAGUCCACCCACACCACCUCUUUCAACGCUUCCACCCCGACCCGCAAGCUCUACAAGUCCGUCGUCAACAGCACCGCCAAGAAGGGCUACCGUCCGGAUCUCCGUGCGGAGACCGUCGCGCGCGCCUCGGCUGUGAGGCAGAGCCAGCGGGAGAACAAGAAGGAGCGUGAGGCCAAGUUGAGGGGUCGCAAGGCGAGAAAGAACCAGGCUGACAAGGAGGCCAGCUCGUAG